This is a messenger RNA of Linderina pennispora, 1960 nucleotides long. RefSeq lists its product as uncharacterized. Lineage: Eukaryota; Fungi; Kickxellomycota; Kickxellomycetes; Kickxellales; Kickxellaceae. The coding region runs from base 85 to 1788 and encodes 567 amino acids. The record is from RefSeq and is a predicted model, not a curated record. The transcript has a single exon.
CUGUCAACCACUAAAGCUAAUUCAUUUUCAAGCACAACACACCGGAUAGCUCUUCCGCCCUAUCCUUCCCAAAUACCAUUCACAAUGUACUUCCACGGUAUACCCCAUGGCGAAGCUACUGAGCUAGUAGCUCCCAUGAUACGCACAGCCUUUAAUAAAGCAUGCCACAAAACGUCCACUGCGGCGGACUUCGACCAGAUAAUCGCCUUCCACGACGAGUACUCAGAGUAUUCCCUGUUUGUCCGGUCGCUCAUGGGCAGAGUCCCUCUCAUCCUGGAAGGAGUUAUUGAAAGUUCGUAUGAUGACAGCAAUAGCGAUAUGAAACACUGCCGUCGUUGGGUUACCAACUGUGAAUUUUUGCGCAAGCACAAUCUGCUUUCUCUCGUUUCAGAGGUCCGCAUAGUUCAGUUCAACAAGUGCCGCCAAGAACUCAACCUUGGCCAGGCGAUUGAGGGUCUCGGUAUCCCCCUUGGCGCCAUAGCCAAUACCAGUCUCCUAAUGUUCCUUGGUUCUGGUUUGUUCACCGCUGGCGAGGGGCAAGAUUUGGAAAUGGCGAAGGUCGAGGCUAUGGAUACAGUAGAUACGAUUCUCAGCCUCUGCCCGAAUGUUACCGGUCUCUGGCAUCAUGGCCGUCGCACUUGGAGCUCGUCGGCUGGGUUUGUUAGGGAUAUUCCUGGGGUGGGAAGCGAGAUUAUGCUGGAGCUUCAUAGGAGACUGCACUCCCAGCUCACUAUGAUGCAGGUGAUGCGUCCAUUUCCAAAAGACAUUGCUGCGCCGUUUUCAGAGAAUCUGCAAGUCCUUGUAUUGGACAGCAAGCUGAUUCCUGAGCUCGUUAAUUUGCCCAGGAUUCCUGUCAGCAACCUGCGUGAACUCGAGAUACGGCACAAUAGCCGUUACGUUGACUGGACUCCGUUUCGGGCUGGGGCCGACGGGGCACUGAAUCUCAAGCGGCUUGACAAGCUUGCCUUGGAGUUUGACAAGCCAGUCAAAGGUAUGACCUACUGCUCUCCAUGCUUCGUUGAUGCGACAUUUCCAGUUGUGACACAAGUGAAGGUUAAAGGGCUCGAGCACUCCAUCGUGGCCAUGGAGAACUAUCUACACACAGCUCAGUGCCGCCCUCUGACGCUUGUCACAGAGCCGGAUGGGCUUGAGAGAAUGGGUCUCCCCAUCCUACGGUGCGCUACGCUGCUGGCUGUAAACAUCAAGGACAGGCAUACACAUGCUGGACAGGCCUGCAUGACCAGGGGUAUAUAUAGACUCUUCAGGCAUGGCCAGCAAUACUUGUCAGGGGCACGGGUCACUGGCAUGUAUCACCCAAUGCCGCCCUCGAUCAAGUGGCCGUGGCUGCACUGGCUUCACUUGACUCCGGUUGUAGCCUGUGCAAACAGCAUGUUGAACAUCAUCAGCAUGCUCAAGCAUCUGCAUGUCCUCGUCAUUGACGCCUAUUCCCUUGAGCGCAAGCACCUGAUGGUAGUGGGAAGCAGCAGUUACCUCAACAGCCAGAGCAAGGCGGUUUCGGAUAUGGACGACGCUGUCAAGGGUCUUGGAAGAUGUGUCAGCGACCAAAUUGUUCGCCUGGACAUUCGGUCGCGCAAGCCGCUAUGUGUUUCCACCGUCGUAAAAGUAGUCUCGCGUCUGCCUAACCUGACUAGCCUCGGAGUCAGCCCUGGGUAUGUCGAUGCUGUGGCCCAGGCGAUUGGUGGACGUGCGUCUGGUAGCUCUGAGGCGGGCUUUCGUGCGAUUCAUGUGCGCGAGUACUCUUCACACAUAGGGGUCUUCGACGGGUAGCUUUGUUCUAUUUCUUUCCUUGUAUCCUUCUCCAGAUUCGUUGAUAGAACGCCAACAGCUCGAGCACCCGAUAUGCUCCUAGUAGCGUCAGUAAAUACGGAAUGUAAAUACGAUGUGCAAACAUUGUCAAAAUGAUUAAUCGCCUACGUUAUCAGGUAUAUGGCAUCGACUA